AUGGAACCCAUAUUAUUCCUCUCUGCGACGGUCAUCACUGGCGAGGAACAUGUCGCACCCUUUGUCGCCGAUGUCUUAGUCGACGACGGCCUGGUUGUGCAGAUUGGCGACCCGGGCACGAUAGAGUCGACGACGGCCCGAUGCAUCGACGGAAAAGGACAGUACCUGUCGCCCGGGUUCAUCGAUAUGCACGCGCACUCGGACCUGUACCUCAUCACGAACCCGGUGCACGAGGCCAAGAUUUCUCAAGGCUGCACGACCGAGGUCGUCGGACAAGAUGGCAUCUCCUACGCCCCGGUGCGCACCAAGGAGCAGCUGCGCGCUAUUCGCAGCCAGAUCGCCGGCUGGAACGGGAACCCCUCCGACGAGGAGUGCGCGGCCAAGCACCAGGGCACAAACAUCUUUGAGUGGCGGACGGUGGGCGACUACCUGGACUGCCUGGAGCGGAACAAGACGGCCACCAACGUCGCCAUGCUCGUGCCGCAGGGAAACCUCCGCCUCCUGGCGUGCGGCCCGAACGACACCCCGGCGAGCCCCGCGGAGAUACAGGACCAGGUCACGCUGCUGCGGGAGGCGCUCGGUCAAGGUGCCAUUGGCAUGUCCAGUGGGCUUACUUACACCCCGGGCAUGUAUGCUUCGACGUCGGAGCUGGCGAUCCUCUGCAAGGUUCUCGCGGACGAGUACCCGGGCGCGUUCUACGCACCGCAUCAUCGCAGCUAUGGUUUCAAGGCACUGGAGAGCUACGAGGAGAUGAUUGGUCUCGGCAAGAACACUGGAUGUCCCAUCCACUUGACGCACGCGACCAUGAACUUUUCCGAGAACAAGGGCCGCGCGCCGGAGCUGCUGCGCAUGGUGGACGGCGCGCUGGGCGCGGGCGUCGACGUGACGCUCGACACGUACCCGUACCUUCCCGGGUGCACGACGCUGGCGGCGCUGCUACCCAGCUGGGCGUCGGCGGGCGGCCCGGACGAGACGCUCAGGAGGCUGGGCGACGCCGAGACGCGGGAGAAGAUUCGCGUGGCGGUGGAGGUGACUGGGUGCGACGGCGGCCACGGCAUCCCGACGAACUGGGAUGAGAUCCAGAUUGGAAGCACGCAGCACGAGGCGCUGGAUGGCUAUGCCGGCAGACGGGUCGCGGAAGUUGCCCGGUCGGUCGGAAAACCGGCCAUUGAAGUGUUUUACGAUAUUCUGGUCAAGGAUCGACUUGCGACAAGCUGCUUGAUGCAUAUUGGGCACGAGGAGAAUGUGCGUGCCAUCAUGCAGCAUGAGAAGCACAUGAGUGGCAGCGACGCCAUUCUCCAUGGCGAAACGCUGCAUCCUCGUGCCUAUGGCACAUUCACACGAUAUCUAGGCCAUUACGCACGAGACCUGGGCAUGUUCACCAUUCCGCAGAUGAUGGCACACUUGACAUCGCGCCCGGCAAAGCGUCUCAACGUGUAUCCCUUCCGUGGCCAUCUCGGCGUCGGGUCGGCCGCUGACCUCGUCUUGUUUGACCCGGAGACGAUCAAGGAUAUGGCGACAUUCGAGCAGCCGAAGCUCACGAGCAAAGGCAUCAACUUUGUGCUGGUGAAUGGUGUGGUGGCUGUGGAUGGGGGAAGACUCACGGGGGCGAGAGGGGGGCACGUCUUGCGGAGGAGAAAGGACGGCAGCGUUGCUUCCGGUCUGGUUUAG
Messenger RNA from Cordyceps fumosorosea ARSEF 2679, 1671 nucleotides. RefSeq names its product D-aminoacylase. The record is from RefSeq and is a predicted model, not a curated record. The transcript is spliced from 6 exons. The coding region runs from base 1 to 1671 and encodes 556 amino acids. NCBI's taxonomy places the organism in Eukaryota, Fungi, Ascomycota, Sordariomycetes, Hypocreales, Cordycipitaceae. Gene Ontology annotation, molecular function: hydrolase activity, acting on carbon-nitrogen (but not peptide) bonds, in linear amides.